Molecule: messenger RNA, 1059 nt
Organism: Chanos chanos (milkfish)
Lineage: Eukaryota; Metazoa; Chordata; Actinopteri; Gonorynchiformes; Chanidae
Gene: wnt3a
Product: wingless-type MMTV integration site family, member 3A
Exons: 4
Coding region: 1-1059 (352 amino acids)
Biological process (GO): multicellular organism development; canonical Wnt signaling pathway; cell fate commitment
Cellular component (GO): extracellular region
Molecular function (GO): cytokine activity; frizzled binding
Source: RefSeq, a predicted model, not a curated record
AUGAUAUACGUUGGAUGUUUCCUGUUUCUUUGUGGGCUUACUCGUGUCAUGGCAAGCUACCCAAUCUGGUGGUCACUGGCAGUGGGUCACCAGUACUCCUCACUUGGCACCCAGCCCAUCCUGUGUGGCAGCAUUCCAGGCCUGGUGCCCAAACAGCUGCGCUUCUGCCGCAACUAUGUGGAAAUCAUGCCCAGCGUGGCGGAGGGUGUGAAGAUUGGCAUCCAGGAAUGUCAGCACCAGUUCCGCGGACGUCGCUGGAACUGCACCACCGUUAACAACAACUUGGCCAUCUUUGGACCGGUGCUGGACAGAGCUACGAGAGAGUCUGCUUUCGUCCACGCCAUUGCUUCUGCCGGAGUGGCUUUCGCCGUGACUCGAGCGUGCGCCGAAGGUUCGGCCACCAUCUGCGGUUGCGACACGCGACGUAAGGGCCCACCAGGGGAGGGCUGGAAGUGGGGGGGCUGUAGCGAGGACGUGGAGUUUGGAAACAUGGUAUCCCGCGAGUUCGCAGAUGCCCGUGAGAAUCGUCCAGAUGCUCGUUCUGCCAUGAACCGACACAACAACGAAGCUGGGAGAAUGUCAAUCACUGAUCACAUGUACCUAAAGUGUAAGUGCCAUGGUCUGUCAGGGAGCUGUGAGGUAAAGACCUGCUGGUGGGCACAGCCUGACUUCCGUGUGAUUGGCGACUACAUGAAGGACAAGUACGACAGCGCGUCAGAGAUGGUGGUGGAGAAGCAUCGGGAGUCUCGCGGUUGGGUGGAGACGCUACGGCCCAAGUACCCCUUCUUCAAGCGGCCGACCGAAAGCGACCUUAUCUACUAUGAGAGUUCGCCCAACUUCUGUGAGCCCAACCCAGAGACGGGCUCCUUCGGCACUCGGGACAGAGUCUGCAACCUGACAUCACAUGGCAUCGACGGUUGCGACCUUCUCUGUUGUGGCCGCGGCCACAACACACGGACGGAGAAGCGCAAAGAGAAAUGCCACUGCAUCUUCCACUGGUGUUGCUACGUCAGCUGCCAGGAAUGUAUGCGCGUCUACGAUGUCCACACCUGCAAAUAG